Molecule: messenger RNA, 778 nt
Organism: Ipomoea triloba (trilobed morning glory)
Lineage: Eukaryota; Viridiplantae; Streptophyta; Magnoliopsida; Solanales; Convolvulaceae
Exons: 2
Coding region: 42-620 (192 amino acids)
Source: RefSeq, a predicted model, not a curated record
CUCGUUACUUCUCAUCCAUACACACCCUAUCAGCCACUUCAAUGGCUCUCACCGGAAAUCGCAUCCUCUGCAAUACUCCCACCGGAGCACCGUAUAGGCACCUCCCUGUCCGCCGUCCGUUCCUCAUACCAUGCUGGUCGACCCCGCCCCGGUCUCAUGGAAGAAGCCAUAUCAUCGUCUCGGCGGCGAAAAAGGGUAGGUUUGAGAGCAAGAACAGAACGGGUUCACUUUCAACCAAGGAAAAAGUUAAAGAAGAUGAAAAACAGGCGGGUCAGCCUUCUAUAGGAGCUGAAAAUGAUGGCCCGGAAAGCCCAAUUGCCACUGCCGCCGAUGGGUUUGUUAUGCCGGUACUUCCCGGCAAGGAGACUGAUUUUUGGGAAGGUCCUCAGUGGGAUGCUUUUGGAUUCUUCCUUCAGUACUUGUGGGCUUUUGGCAUUGUUUUUGCGCUAAUUGCAUGUGGCAUUGCUGUUACAACAUACAAUGAGGGAGCAACAGACUUCAAGGAUACUCCAGCAUACAAGGAAUCGGUUCAGUCACAAGAACUCCUAGAAGGACCCGAAGCAUCUGAUUCAGAUGUCUUUGAAUCCAAUCCAACCGAGGAAGCGCCUAGUUUGGAAUAGCUUAUUCUAAUCAUGGAUUGUUUAGAGCUGAGAUUGUGAUACAUUGGGUAAUGACAAACUUAUUUUAUGUGUAUUCCUUUGAUAUAGAAGUGAUAGCCAUGGAAGCCAAAAACUUGAAAUCAUAUUUUCAAUGAGGAAUCAAAGUCUCAUUACAUAUA